GGGUGAACCCAGAAGGCAGUGCAUACAGGAGAGCCUGGAACAAGCUGUUGAUUGAGUGCAGGGAACCACCUAUCUGCCCACCCUGGUGCUAAGUGUAAUCCUGGCCAGAAGGUCUCUUCUAGCUUCAAAGCUCCGUUCACACCCCUAAGACCUGCCUUCCCUUGUUGGGGACAGGUCUCUGUCUGGGGUCUCAGCUCCUGGCUGAAGUUCUCUGUCCUGGGCCCACAUCCAUGUGCAUUAGGCACACACUGUUCCCACUUUUGCUCUUCCUUGAGUUUCCCUGGCCUCAGGUUGGCUUGGGCUGGCCCCAGGGCCUGGCCCCUUCUACACAAUUUCCGGUACUCUUCCUCAGACCUUUGUAAGGAGGCCUGGAACUUAGCCUCCCUCCAGGCCCUUCAGAGCCUGCCCUAGGGGAUCAGGGCCCAGGCCACGCCUCCCACAGCCCUCUCCUUUCAGAUCCUCCUCAGCAUGGCCCCUGGCGCUACAGGCGUGGCAGGCUCUGGGCCGGGGCACCAAGGGGGCACUGGAUGACUUCUCAAUUGCAGGACCCUGCCAUCUAUGACUCCAGGUCUUCAGCACCUACCCACCGUGGUACAGCGCCCCGGGAUGCCGUCUGGAGCCCGAAUGCCCCACCAGGGGGCGCCCAUGGGCCCCCCGGGCUCCCCGUACAUGGGCAGCCCCGCCGUGAGACCCGGCCUGGCCCCCGCGGGCAUGGAGCCCGCCCGCAAGCGAGCAGCGCCCCCGCCCGGGCAGAGCCAGCCACAGGGCCAGGGCCAGCCUGUGCCCACCGCCCCCGCGCGGAGCCGCAGUGCCAAGAGGAGGAAGAUGGCUGACAAAAUCCUCCCUCAAAGGAUUCGGGAGCUGGUCCCUGAGUCCCAGGCUUACAUGGACCUCCUAGCAUUUGAGAGGAAACUGGAUCAAACCAUCAUGCGGAAGCGGGUGGACAUCCAGGAGGCCCUGAAGAGGCCCAUGAAGCAAAAGCGAAAGCUGCGUCUUUAUAUCUCCAAUACUUUUAACCCUGCGAAGCCCGAUGCUGAAGACUCUGACGGCAGCAUUGCCUCCUGGGAGCUGCGGGUGGAGGGGAAGCUCUUGGAUGAUGUACGUCCUGGCCCAGGUCUCUCCAGGUGUCCUGGGCCCAGUAAGCAGAAGCGGAAGUUCUCUUCCUUCUUCAAGAGUUUGGUCAUUGAGUUGGACAAAGACCUUUAUGGCCCCGACAACCACCUCGUUGAGUGGCACCGGACACCCACAACCCAGGAGACAGAUGGGUUCCAAGUGAAGAGACCAGGGGACUUGAGUGUGCGCUGUACCCUGCUCCUUAUGCUGGACUAUCAGCCUCCCCAGUUCAAACUGGACCCCCGAUUAGCCCGGCUGCUGGGGUUACAUACACAGAGCCGCUCAGCCAUUGUCCAGGCACUAUGGCAGUAUGUGAAGACCAACCGACUGCAGGAUUCCCAUGACAAGGAAUACAUCAAUGGAGACAAGUAUUUCCAGCAGAUUUUUGACUGUCCCCGUCUGAAGUUCUCUGAGAUUCCCCAGCGCCUCACAGCCCUGCUGCUGCCCCCUGAUCCAAUUGUUAUCAACCACGUCAUCAGCGUGGACCCAUCAGACCAGAAGAAGACAGCAUGCUAUGACAUUGAUGUGGAGGUAGAGGAGCCACUGAAGGGGCAGAUGAGCAGCUUUCUCCUGUCCACGGCCAACCAGCAGGAGAUCAGUGCUCUGGACAGUAAGAUCCAUGAGACGAUCGAGUCCAUAAACCAGCUCAAGAUCCAGAGGGACUUCAUGCUAAGUUUCUCCAGAGACCCCAAAGGCUACGUCCAAGACCUGCUCCGCUCUCAGAGCCGAGACCUCAAGGUCAUGACGGAUGUGGCUGGUAACCCUGAAGAGGAACGCCGGGCAGAGUUCUACCACCAGCCCUGGUCCCAGGAAGCCGUCAGCCGCUACUUCUACUGUAAGAUCCAGCAGCGCAGGCAGGAGCUGGAGCAAUCGCUGGUCGUGCGCAACACCUAGGAGCCCGUGAACAAGCAUCACUGUGGACCAGCCAGCCACACUGUCCAGCACAGGCCCUGGACUCUGGCCUCCCUCCCCUGCUGCUGUGGGGUUGGGGCGGGGGGGUGG
Molecule: messenger RNA, 2115 nt
Organism: Peromyscus eremicus (cactus mouse)
Lineage: Eukaryota; Metazoa; Chordata; Mammalia; Rodentia; Cricetidae
Gene: Smarcd3
Product: SWI/SNF related, matrix associated, actin dependent regulator of chromatin, subfamily d, member 3
Exons: 13
Coding region: 559-2007 (482 amino acids)
Biological process (GO): regulation of transcription by RNA polymerase II
Cellular component (GO): nucleus; SWI/SNF complex
Source: RefSeq, a predicted model, not a curated record